UAAUCAGAGAUUAAGUUAUAUGUUAAAUUUAACAUACUUAACGAGUUUGAUUGCCGACUAACAAUUUGAAACGAUGAUUUAAAAUUGCAAAUUAAAUACUUGGCAGUCCGGCAACGCCAUCGGCCGAAGCAGUCAGAUUUUUGGAAAUAAUUUUAGUUGCUCCUCCCCCGCCUCGCUGUCGUGUAUAGUGUGUGUGUCCCCUUCACGCGUGUUGAUAUCCAAAACAAAUAAUAAAUUGAAUUCUCCUCUUGCUAACUUAAAUGAAAAAUGCUUUGGUUAAUAAGCCAAAAUUAACGGCGCAGACGCAGCUGCAAAAUCUAAAUUAAUUCAAUUGCAUUGUGCAAGUGUUUCUAAUUGUAAAGAGAGAGAGGCACAGACACACACACACAACCCUUGUAACCGUAUUCCCCUCCAAAACCGACCGACCCCUCGCACAGAUCGACCAACGCAACGUACGCACGCGUGUCGAAAGUUUUGUUUUUGUUUGUUUUUAAAAAUAUAUUUUGUUUGUCUUCCUUUUUUUUUUUUCUUAAUUUGUGUUGUGCUUGUUUGUCGUGCUUAAAAAAAAGUUCACUUAUAUUGCAUUUUGCUCUUAUUGCUGGUGUUGUUUGUAAAUGCAUCCGCCCCCAUUGUGGUAUUUUGUGGACGGCUAUCUAUCAGCUUUGCCUACAGUUUCAUCUCAAUGUUCUCCGCAUCCAAUGGCAAAAUCAAGUUGCCACCGCCGGAUGCACAUGCAGUGACGUCACCCUUGCGUUGCCUCUUCAAUGGGCCGUUUCGAGAUUUACAUUUUAAUGCAACCGAUAAUCGUUUGAUACCUGUUCAUGAUGUUGUCUUCUUGGACGAUUUUGAGCAUAAUGUAAAACCAUUGAUUUAUAGGCCUGUGCCGUCGGAAGCUUCAUUACCGGUUGUCACUGUAAUAAAGAACACUAACAACAACAAUCACAUCACAUUGACGACAACAACAUUGCCUCCAAAUGAUCAUCAUCAUGAUGCCACCAGGUGA
Molecule: messenger RNA, 1003 nt
Organism: Drosophila willistoni
Lineage: Eukaryota; Metazoa; Arthropoda; Insecta; Diptera; Drosophilidae
Exons: 2
Coding region: 683-1003 (106 amino acids)
Source: RefSeq, a predicted model, not a curated record